AUGUGCUCCAACAGGGCUGAUGACUGCCCUCAAUCAUACCCGCUCCGGCCCUCGCGACCGGUGGGAAAGCGGAUUGCGCGCCUUGAUAAAGACCGCCUUGCGCAGCUUUAUUCGCCCGGUCAGUGGGAGAAGGUAAAUCUUCUCGCGAUGUUGAACGAAGGUGUAUAUUCCGGCCAACCCCAUGUAAGACUCUUCGUUUGGCAUGCCCCCAAUGGGGCACGCCCAACAUUCAACGAAGCUACCCAUACAUCCAUCGAAUACCAAGAAACAAUGACUGGUGAAAAUUUUGGCCCUUCUUGGUCCACACACUGGUUCAAAGUUUACCUUCAAUUACCUCCUGAAGUCUGCAAUAAGAAGCAUGUAGAAUUUCACUGGGACUGUAACAAUGAAGCAACCCUAUGGACAGAAAACGGACGACCUCUCCAAGGCCUCACUGGUCGAGGAGAGAGGAUUGAGUGGGUAAUUCCUGAAUCAUUCAAGGAUGGAAAGGAACAUAUGAUCUUUAUCGAAAUGGCUUGUAAUGGCAUGUUUGGUAAUGGGCCCGGGAGGCCAAUAUUCAAAAAUAAUCCCGGGGGCGAUUCUAUUCAACCCCCGGACGAGACUAAGCAUUUUGUUCUGUCAAAAGCAGAAAUUGUUGCUAUCAGCUGGGAUGCAAGAAUGCUUUACAUGGAUAUCAGAGCUAUUCAUGACGCUGCUGUCGAAUUUCCUGAGGAAAGCUGGCAGCAACACAAAGCAUUGAGUGUAGGCACCCAAAUCAUGAACGCUUUCCGUCUUGGAGAGAAUGACUCUGUUAUACAAUGUCGCAAGAUUGCGGAGGAGUUUCUUGGAUCGCAGAUAAACUCUGGCGAUAUCUUCACAGCUCGGCAAAAAAGUGAUGUUGAUAUUUUUGCUAUUGGCCAUUGUCAUAUUGACACCUGUUGGUUGUGGCCUUGGGCGGAAACAAAGCGAAAAGUUGUACGAUCAUGGAUGAAUCAGUGUGACCUCAUGGAUCGCUAUCCAGAGCUCACAUUUGCAUGCUCACAGGCCCAGCAAUUCCAAUGGCUGCAGGAAGACUAUCCGAGUGCUUGGGAUCGUGUUAAGACGAAAGUGCAGUCAGGGCAAUUCCAACCAAUAGGUGGCUGUUGGGUCGAACACGAUACAAAUAUUCCAAACGGCGAGUCACUAGUGCGUCAAUUUCUCUAUGGUCAGAGAUUUUUCCAAAGCAAUUUCGGCUUCCGGAGUCGUGUUCUCUGGCUCCCGGACUCAUUCGGCUUCAGUUCCCAGCUCCCUCAAUUAUCGAGACAGGCUGGGAUGCCAUAUUUUUUGACGCAAAAAAUUUGUUUCAACAAUAUCAAUCAGUUCCCACACACGACGUUCAACUGGAUCGCCCUCGAUGGAAGCCAGAUACUAAGUCAUAUGCCCCCAGUUCGGACCUACACUGCCGAAGGCAAUGUUGCUGAUGUUCAGCGAUGUGUCUCAAAACACCUUUCUCUAGACCAAGACCGUACCUCACUUAUGGCCUUCGGCAAGGGUGAUGGGGGUGGUGGCCCAACAUGGCAGCAUCUCGAACGCCUUCGGCGUUGUCGCGGAAUCUCGGAUACGGUUGGGCUGCUACCUCGAGUGCACGUUGGUAGCUCAACCGAAGAAUUCUUUGAAAGGCUACAAACCAAUGCCGAGUCCUUUCCUACGUGGUCAGGUGAUUUGUACUUUGAAUUGCAUCGUGGAACCUACACCACCCAAUCAAAAGCAAAGUACAGCAACCGGAAAGCGGAGUUUCUACUCAGGGAUAUCGAGCAAUUGGCGACAAUUGCAUCUAUAAUUGACAAAAACUACAAGUAUCCAAAAGCUGAGCUUGAUAAAAUGUGGCAGGGUGUUCUGCUUUGUCAGUUUCAUGACUGCUUACCAGGAACUGCAAUCAGAAUGUGUUAUGACGACUCAAAUCAACUGUACACCAAUGUGUUCAAUACCGGCCAAGAAGUUCUUCAAUUCAUCUACAAAACAUUGGAUUUAGAGCCUUUAGAAAAGUUUCCUGCAGAACCCGAGACAAUACUCGCCCUCAACACGUUUUCUUGGCCACGGAAUGAGAUUGUCGAAUUAGUGAACGCAGAGUGUGUCCUGGCCUCUGGUAAUGGAAGUGCUCUGACACUCUCCCGAAUCAUGCCUUCAUCGGCAGCUAGGCCUGUAACUGUCCGAGAGAAAUCUCUUGGGGUUUUUGAACUGCACAGUGAACAACUGUCAGUCACAGUUGAUAAUGGUUGUAUAACUUCCUUAUAUGAUAUUAAAGCUGAUCGGGAAAUUAUUCCACCGGGUAGCCGAGGAAAUCAAUUUGUUAUCUUCGACGACAAGCCAAUAUAUUGGCAGGCUUGGGAUGUCGAAGUCUAUCACCUGGACACACGUCGGGAGCUGAAGAACACCAAGACAUCCAUCACUGAGGAUACAUACAAUCGCGUGGGCGUGACAACGGUGACACAAAUCAGUCCUCAGAGUUCCAUCCGCUGUACAAUAUCUUUGUCAACUGCAUUCGCAAAUACAGACAGUUUUGUCGAAUGCACAGCAGUGGUUGACUGGCAUGAGACCAUGAAAUUCCUGAAGGUCGAAUUUCCGGUAGAUAUUCGAAGCACAGAUGCCACAUAUGAGACACAGUAUGGAGUGAUCAAGAGGCCGACACAUUACAAUACGUCAUGGGAUAUGGCGAAGUUUGAGGUCUGCUGCCACAAAUUUGCUGAUCUUUCUGAGCAUAAUUACGGUGUCUCUAUCCUCAACGAUAGUAAAUAUGGCUUUGCAACAGCGGGAAAUGUGAUGAGGCUCUCUCUUCUUCGCUCCCCAAAGGCACCAGAUGAUACUGCAGAUAUGGGAGUACACCGUAUUAAGUGGGCUAUCAUGCCGCAUAAAGGUGCAUUAGGCUCUAGCACUGUGCGGGCGGCGUUCAACUUCAACAAUCCUCUUCGGCUUUUUACAACGAAAUCCCAAAAUCCGGUACUGAAAAGCUUUCCCAUCGUGAUUGAUGGUGACGAUAGUAUAGUUCUGGAUACUAUAAAGCGCGGUGAAGAUGAUGAAGAUAUCAGUACUGGCAACCUCCCAGUAAGGAACGGACGAAGUGUGAUACUUCGUGUCUAUGAAUCACUCGGUGGGCUAUCUCGGGGAACAGUGAGAACAAUUUGGAAUAUCACCAAAGUCUUCAGAACAAAUCUACUAGAGGAUGAUGGUGAGGAGGUUAUAUUAAACGAUGGGGCCUUUUCCAUCAGUUUGGGCCCUUUCCAAGUCAGCACGUAUCGACUAUGCUUGGCCGAGGAAAAUUGA
This is a messenger RNA of Penicillium macrosclerotiorum, 3279 nucleotides long. Its product is annotated as alpha-mannosidase. Gene Ontology annotation, cellular component: fungal-type vacuole membrane. The record is from RefSeq and is a predicted model, not a curated record. The transcript has 3 exons. Bases 1 to 3279 code for a protein of 1092 amino acids. Lineage: Eukaryota; Fungi; Ascomycota; Eurotiomycetes; Eurotiales; Aspergillaceae. Gene Ontology annotation, biological process: oligosaccharide catabolic process; mannose metabolic process. Gene Ontology annotation, molecular function: carbohydrate binding; alpha-mannosidase activity.